Prorocentrum cordatum is the source of this 435-nucleotide messenger RNA. Lineage: Eukaryota; Dinophyceae; Prorocentrales; Prorocentraceae. The record is from the annotation of a GenBank genome assembly.
GCAGACGAGGGGGCCACGCAGGUUGUCCCAGUCUCGCACCCGGAGAGGAUCGCCUUGGCCAUGGAGACGAGUGCGGAGUCGCCCAGGAAGAUGGAGGCGACGAUGGCGGCGCUCGUGGAGAACCAUGAGCUCGCCAUGAGCGAGGUCGUGAAGGGCGCGGGUCAGUCCGACGCUGCGUUGCAGGCGCAGUUCAACACGUCCGCAGAUGUCAUCAAGCGUGAUAUGGUUGCGAUGAAAAGUGAGGUGCAGGCGGCUACGACGGCUGCACCAGCUGGGUCGGUAGGUAGCACGCUUCGUCCAGCAAAGAUCACGAGGGCGGCAAGUGCGGCGCCGACUGGUCUCCGGCGCAUGAAGAUGCCCCUGACGAUUGCAGGGGAUGGGUGGGCGGUUUUCGAGGCCGCUCCCGGCGACGGCCCGCGCGGCGCAGUUCGAGAG